Molecule: messenger RNA, 4095 nt
Organism: Chaetomium fimeti
Lineage: Eukaryota; Fungi; Ascomycota; Sordariomycetes; Sordariales; Chaetomiaceae
Exons: 3
Coding region: 274-3903 (1209 amino acids)
Cellular component (GO): nucleus; cytoplasm
Molecular function (GO): mRNA binding
Source: RefSeq, a predicted model, not a curated record
CCCUGCAGCCUCGCACUUCACAGGUAAUUCCUUCCUUCCUUCUGUUGCCUCCUAUUCAAUUGAGUCCAGGUUUGCUGGUUUAAUUGCCAUUUGCAAAUUACCAGCGCCUUCCCCCGGAUUACCAGCCCCGUAUCCGUAUCUUUUUGCUAUCCCAAGUUCUAACCAAGAGCCGUCCCAACUCGGUCAGCCAUCUAGACUCGGUCAACCCCUACACACUCGACUCGAUUCCCCUUCCGCUGUUCUCUUUCGGUUUCGUCCCACGGUACCUCUACAAUGUCGUCCAGCACCAUGUCGAACGACUUCCCGGAACUUGGCGGCGCCCCCAGGGCCGUGGCCAACGUGGCACCCGUCUGGCUGGCGCGGACUCCUGAGGCUUCUGCACCGACCUCUGCCCCGGCCUCCGGUACCACCACGCCUGCCCCCGAGGCGUCGGCGGCCCCGAGCCUCUCCAUUCCGGGCCAACACAAGGAGUACCUUCUCCUGAAGCCGGACGACAUCCUUCCCCGCGAGCAAUUGAAGCGUCCGCUCCCCGACAUCAUCAAGGACUUCAACCGCAAGUCCCGUGCCCAGAUCAAGCUCGUUCCCCAUACCGAAAACAUGCUCAGGAUUGAGGCAACCGGGCCCAAGGGCGACAGCACCACCCAAUCGCUGAAGGACUUUGUGGCCUUGAUCGGCGCCAAGUUGAAGCUGGAGCUGGACGUUCAUCGCUGGGCGAGACCCCAUAUCAUUGGCAAGGGCGGAUCCACCAUCAAGGCCAUUCAGGAAAAGACAGGCGCUCGGAUUCAUGUGCCCAAGGAAGACGGCCAGCCGGCCCCCGAGGGUGAAGACGAUGACGAGCUCAUCAAGGUCGUCGUCGAGGGCAACACCCAGCAGGCCGCCCACGCCCGGAACCUCAUCUACGAGAUCAUGGGUGAGCGCGCUGGCACCGUCAACCUCCCGAUGAAGGAAGUCCCCGCCGAAUUCUACCCCUUUAUCGGCGGCGCAAACAACGGCGACGUCAAGGCGAUCGAGCAGGAAUACAAUGUUCAGAUCCGCAUUCCUGCUGCACAACCUUUCUCAUCCACCCCGCCUGUCGCGGUCUCCUCGGGGCGCCCCAAUUUCCUUGCCGCGGCCGACAACUUCAUCCAGCUGCGCGGCGAGCGCUAUGCCGCGAGAGCUGCGCGGACGAAGAUCGAGGAGAGAGUCCAGGAGCUCCGGGACCAAUUGACGGUCCAGCUGGUUCACAUCCAACCUGGCCGUCACCAAUUCAUCAUCGGAGAGAAGGGCAUCUCGAUGGAUCAAUUUUUCGAGGAGACGGGAUGCACCAUUGUGAUGCCGAACGAUGAAGACGAUGACAUGGUCAAGGUCAUCGGGCCCUCCAACCAGGCCGCGGCCGGCGUGCAGAAAACAGUCAGCCUCGCCAUGGAUAUGCAAUGCUCCAACAUUGACAUCUCGCGCUUCUAUCGCCAAGCCGCUGGCGGCGCUGCCGUUCACGCCCGCAAUGUCACACGCUAUCUCCAGCAGAAGCGCGAGCUUGAGCGGGUGGGCAACUUGCAUAACGUGCAUUUUAACACCCCGUUCUCGGAGCAAGGCGCUUUGCCAUGGGAGCUCUAUGCUCGUGAUGGUGCGAACAUUGUUAGGGCCCAGGCCGACAUCAAGGCCAUGGUUGAUGGUCACCCCCCGGCACGAAUGGCUACCGUGGCCGUCGAUCCUUUUUACCACCAGUACAUCAGGAAGGACUUGCUGCCCUACGUGCGACAGAAUUUCGGUGUCCACCUGGUUGUUCCGGAGGCUUCGGAGCCGAACGCCCCUGUUUUGUUGGUAUACGAAGGCUCCUCGGACCCUGACUCGUACCAGAUCGCACGGGAUCAGCCGGCGAAGAAAGACAUUAGCGAAAUGCAGAAGGGGCUCCAAGAUGCCCAAAAACAUAUUCUCGGCCUGAUGAACCAACGGGAACCUAUCUCCUCCCAAACCAUCGAGGUACCAGUAAAAUUCCACACCAAGCUCCAGAAGUUCAUCAAGAACGAGCAAGACAGCGCCUCCAACCCCAUCCGGGCUCGUGUGUCCAACAGCGGCGAAUCCGUCCAUAUCCGUGGUCCCAGCUCUGUUGUAGACUGGCUUGUCGCCAAGUGCCUCGAGUUCGUUGAGCAAGAGAAGCAGGACGAGAAGGAGCGUGGCUUCAUUCUGGAGUUCGAAUUCCCCCAAAAGUUUGCCAACCACUUGAUCGGCAAGGGCGGCAGUAACAUUCGGGAGCUCAGGGAAAAGUUCGACGUGGAGAUCCAGGUGGACGAUGGUAAGGUCCAGCUUAAAGGCCCCAAGGCCAAGGCGGAGGCUGCGAGAACGCACAUCAAUGCUCUUGCUCGCCAGUUGCAGGAUGAGGCAACGCAUGUGCUCAAGAUUGACCCCAAGUUCCACCGCGAGAUUAUUGGUGCGCAGGGGAACCAGGUCAACAAGCUGCAAACACGUUACAAGGUUCUCAUCUUCUUCCCCCGCAGCAACACCAAGAACGCCAAGGACGACGACUCCCUCGGCGACUCGGCGAGCGAUGCAGGGAAAAGCCGCCGUCAGCAGGCGGCCGACGAGGUCAUCAUCCGCGGGCCGAAGCGGGGUGCUGACGAAGCUCGUGACGAGUUGCUGUCGCUCCUGCAGUACCUUAAGGACACCUCAUUUACCGCCACCGUGACUGUCCAGAAGAAGCAAGUGCCUUCUUUGAUCGGUGCCGGCGGCGCGGUCUUGGAGCAGCUGCGCCAAUCGACGGGCGCCAAGAUUGACGUCCCCAGCGCGAAGGAGUCUACCGAGGACCAGGCCGAGAUCCAGAUCAAGGGUACCAAGGCGCAGGUCGCGGCGGCCAAAAAGAUCCUGGAGGAGAAGAAGGCCGUCUUUGACGACACUGUGGUCAAGAAGAUCGAAGUCCCUCGGAAGUACCACAGGACUCUCAUCGGCACUGGUGGCUCUACUCUCCGUGACAUCGUUGUCAAGGCUGGCGGCUCCAGUGACCAGCGAGAGCUAGCGCGCACCAUCCAGUUCCCGAAGCAGGACGCUGACGGUGAUGCUAUCAAAGUUGAGGGCCGCAGUGAAGUUGUGGACAAGAUCGUGGCCCGGAUCGAAGCCAUCGUGGCGGAGCGCGAGAGCCAGGUCUCCGAGGAGCUGGACGUGGCCGUCGAGAAGCACAGGUCCAUCGUCGGGCGCGGCGGCGAGACCAAGCGGAAUAUUGAGACCCAGUUCAAAGUCUCGAUCGACGUUCCCCGUCAAGGCAGUGGUACUACGAGCGUGAAGAUUACCGGCCAGCCGGCUGAUGUCGAGAAGGCGAAGGCUCAUCUUGAGGAGAUGGUCAAGGAACAGCCGGGCGAAACCGUCCAAGUUCCCCGGGCCCUCCACCACGUCGUCUCCAACAACGGCCAGAUUUUCCGCAAGUUCAGGAGCGACUUCGGCGUAACGGUCGACCACGCUGGCGAAACCGUCCCCGCCAAACCCACGGCCCCGAAAAAUGCUCGUGCGAAUGGCGACUCGCUUCCCUUGAUCACCGACGACGACGAUACCACUGCCGACGCCCACUCUUGGAACGUGGUGGAUCAGUCAUCCACCGAGGAGGGUGACAUCCCUUGGGUCAUCCGCGGCUCGCCUGAAAACAUCGAGAAGGCUAAGAAGGCUAUCCAGUCGGCGCUCGAUCAGGCGAGCAACCAAAACGCCAUCGGCUACUUGGUUCUGCCCGACCCCAAGACAUACCGUUUUGUCAUUGGCCAGGGCGGCAGCAAGGUCAACUCGAUUCGCAAGCAGAGCGGGUGCAAGAUCACGGUCCCUCGCGACCAGACGCAGGGCGAUGCGAUCGAGGUCGUCGGCACCAAGGAGGGCGUGGAGAAGGCCAAGGAGUUAAUCCUGGCUGCUGUGAGGGAGGGCAGCGCCCCGCGGCCGCCGCGCGAGUAGGACUCGCGUGGCCGACUUGAUAUGGGAGGAAGAGAUACCACAUCUAGUUUUGUUUACCGGAAUGUACGAGUGGCAUAAUUGAGGAAGCAGGGGGGCGGAUACAGGAAAAGCCAAAAAGGGAUACAGCAUGGAGCAGGCAUAGCCAUUAUAUAUUAUCAAGUUUGAUUCUACUCAGUCAAUUUUCCCUUCCCG